AUGGCGAAGGGCUUGGACGACUUGAUCGAGUUUCUACUCGAAGAAAUUGCCGUCAGUGGAAGUCGAGGUGUCACCAUUAGUGAAGUCGCACAGUUCAUUUCUUCAUUUUACGACGACCCAGAAGAUGCCUCAGGACCCAAUGUGCCCGUCGGGGACAUUGACCCUGACUCAAGAGUCACAGUUGACCGGCCUUUACUUUCCAAGGUCUGGUCAUGGCUAGGUCAGCAUCCCGAUGUCUCUAUUGGUGACAAUAAACAGUACAAAAAGACAUCGUUGGCCGAGAUCGAGGUCCAAUUCCCGAACUACCUCGACCUUGGCUUUGGCCACAGGCAAACACCUACUGAGGACAACACCACAUCUGACAGGUCGAACGAACCGAGUGCAACGCCGAAGAAACGACCAAGUCCUGGAAAAGCCCGUGCUGUUCAGGGACCACGUAUCUCUCUUAAUGAGGCGCGAAUCUAUCACGCUAUAUGUGGCCACCCCCCGGAUAUCAGCAAGGUUGUGCCGCUUGAGUUCGAACUCUUGUCUCAUAUUGCUGCAGCGAGGUCAACUGGGAUUCUUCAGGGAGACCUUGUGCGAGCUUCUGGGCAGGACAAACGCUCUGUGCCAAAACGCACGGAUUCGUUGCAAAAGAAGGGCUACAUAACCAAAGAAAUCGUCUUUCGCCACGGUACUCGGACCAGCCGGCUCACCUUGAAAAAGUUCGCCCAUAAUAAUACAGCCGACGCCGAGCCAUUCCAUAAACUUCAUAGCCUCCCACAACAUGGAUCGACUUUGCGAGAUGUUGUCCGCCGGAUCUUUGAUGUGUUGGAAGACCACAAUCUUAUAUCUCAGACCGAACUGGCGGAAGAGCUGAGCCUGGAGGCUUCGGGAGAGUCAGCCAUACUGUCCAAGAUUAUUCGUCGGCUCGAGAAGCUGAAGUGCAUCAAGAGAGUUCGAACUGCGGUUGGACCUUCUGCAACAUCUGACGACCUUCGACAUUUCGUUCAACUUCUGCAUCGCCCUGACACUGCAGAUCUAGAGAGUUUCGACACGGAGAGGCUGGCUUUGAAUCAAACAAUUGAGGAAUUGGCAUCUAUUUCCGACGCAGAAGAUCGAAACAAUGGAAGUGCUGCGGUUCAUCCGACCGAGGAGGAAAAUGAAGAGACUUCAGAAGCCGUGUAUAAACCUGCCAGAUGGAACCCCGAUCGCUCAAUGCCUAAUAUUCUAGUUGAUGCCGUCCGGCUUGCGGGUUCGGAUGGUCUGACCAACUUGAAUGCACGUAAGAUGACUACUGGAGAUUUUGUGCGUCGUCAAUUAGAGUCUCUGUUGCACCGAAUAUCUUGCGAGUCACUUAUCAUGCAACCACAGCAUUUGCGACACCUGGCCAUUGUCCGGACCACUGUAAGACACGAAGGGGUCGUCCAGUAUGUUCACUACUCAUGGGAUGCUUUUCGAGAGAAGGUGGCAGCCGGCCAUCUCGACGUUUCUGAAGUUCCAGGGGCUCGUCAAAUCAUGAAGGGGCUCGCAGAGAAGGAGACUGCUUAUGAAGAUGGCGAGACCUCCCUAUCUCAUGCUAAUACGGACGAAUUCGGAUUUCCAUUGCAAGCCCCGUUAGCCUUGCAGCUGCGGCAUGGCGAGGUUACCUUUUUCGACCUGAUAACAGCAGCUGCGCCCGGAGAUGUCACAAAACGCAAUGGAGAGCCUGUAAUUGUCAAGCAAGGGACGAAGGUGACUAUGAUGUUACGCAAUGAGGUGCCUGUAUCGUCCAGCACGACGAAUAGGUCUGCUCGUUUGUCUCACCCUUCGCGCCAGCCGACGCGACAACCGAAACGCCGCAGGGACUCCGAUGAGGAAGAGAAAAUAGUGAUCGGUCGACCUCGCAAAUACAUGCGGGGCACAGAAAAGUUCUGGCGGAUGCAAUUCAAGCAAGCCAGACUGGAGGCCGGGGCGAAUCCUGACGAUCUCAAAAAGGGAACGGCCCAAGAUCCCUCAGCUAUUGCUCUGUACGCCCGUCGUCCGGCAAAUUUCGAUGAGAAUUUGGUCCAGGCCUUGGAGGCUGGGUUGCCAAUUCCCAUGCUUCCAGAAGACAUCAACGAGGAUUGGAUCCGUUCCACAAGGGCCAUUCUUGAACGUUCUCUCGAGGGGAUCUAUAUAUCUCCCAAAGGGCUUCGCUCUGACAACAGCCAGCGGUUAGCCCAAAUAAUGAUCGUGAAAACUCCACGUUUAACAUCAGUCGACUUCAACGACAGGACUGUUGUCUAUCCAUUCCGCUUCAUCUCCUCCAGCGCAUCACACAGCUUCAUAUACAGAAGGUACUACCCCGAUCUCCCAACUAUGCAUACAUCAGUACCACGUACGCCAAGGAAAUCGAAGCGCCAGGGUCGAAUCGCAGCCGGUAAGGACCAAGAAAAUAAGAGACAAGGACCCAAGUUGGGCGUUUUCUACGAAGACCCGGGCCUGCGGACAGCACUACCUCCUCGACUUCUUAACUCACCUGAUGUUCAACUUCCAGUGAAUGUGGUCACGGACACUACUGAUGAAGACAAUGGACCUCCUUUUGAAAGCACUAGGGCGACCAAAGCCUCAUCUGAUGCAAAUGAGACCGUGUUCUCAGAUCACGCAAGAAUUGGAAAUGGUCAAGCUAGGAGAGAGUCGCAACGAAGCACCCAAGAAAAAGACGCCAAAACCCCAAUUGCUCCGGGUCCGAACGUUGACAUGACCGGGAACCCCAGUACCAGAUCUACCAGAAAUCGGAAGUUAACCCAAAAAGCAAAGGAGUCCUUGCAGCCAGACCACAACCGGGACCUUCAUGUCCUUCCCGAUGUCCCAGAGGUUUCAUCCGGAGUUCUUAUUACGGAUUUUGACCUUCGCAAUCAGACGUCCGCUGAUCGAAAAUCCGAAGUAUUCCGCGCAAAGGAACCGUCGUAUUCUACUUGCCACUCGCCUAUGAAGGAGCACUCCACAGAUGCGUCAUACUCAAACGUCGUCAAGACUCGAAUUGCUCAGUAUACACAAUCCCCUGCUUCCAGUGACAAAGAAAUGGUUGCUUCUGUCAGUCCUAAUGCUGACGAGACGGAACCAAUGGUGAUUCCAUCGGUUGAAAGAGAACAGCCUGAGAGUUCACCACCAGAAACAUUUUUUGAGGGAAUCCCCGACAUUGCGGCAUCUAGAAGCCCUCCCAUGAGUGACCAGCUGCAACAGGACAAUCACGCAACAGAGGUGCGGGACAACGUCUCACAGAAAAGUUCCUUUCCACCAGAAACCGUUGUCAAAAUGCGAGUCUCAAGGGCAAACAGCGCAAGAACUGUGUCUGUUGAAGUGGGAGAUUCCGGAGAGGAAUCACGGCCAAAGAAGCGACAUGCUCAGGGAACCAAACGCUAUUUCGAGGGCGCCAAUGCUCUUUUCCGCAGGAUCAUUCUUCAACUGAUUCAGGAAACAUCAGGAGUCGUGCCAAACGAUCCUUCAACUUUCAAACGUGUCUCACUGCCUCGCUGGCAAGAGGCGGGAGGAGAAGGUCGACCCCUACUUAAAACCAUCAAAGCAGUAAUGAAGUCCUUGACCGAGUCUCGGAGGCUGAAGCAGGUUACGUUCACGUUUCGAGGAAAAGCUGGAAUCAUGGUUCAGCGUUCGGUUGUUUUCUUACCGCAAAUUGACCCUUUGUCUCAGGCCGUCGAGGAUAUGAAGCAGAACAUUAUCAAUGCCGAACCCACUGAUUACAUCCCCCCUGAGUGGAGGGAUGAAAGCUACCGUAUUCCUCUUGUCAACAAAAGGGCCCCGAGCAGAAGCCCUGAGGUCGAAGAGCAACCAAUGAGGAGACGGCGUGCAUCGUUGGCUGGGUCGGAAGGGACGAACGCCUCCACUACCAGUAGGGAUAAGAGAAGCCGCACAAAGCCAGUCGCAUCACCGCUGCCAGAAACGCCAGCGAGCAGCUUUGUCACGCUCAGAAUUCCGUCGUUAGGGUCGCUUCCUGUCGUCCAUCUCCAUAGGUGGAGAGAGGAGUGUCCCGUGAGUGCAUUGCGCUCCGACACUUCCGACGCGAAUCCUUGGAAAUCCAGUGCUUUUCGACGCGUUCGGCGGCAGCGAAGGUUCGAAGAGCAAGGUUCUCGGACAGCUGGAAGGUCAAUAAUAUGGCGAAAUUUUCCUUCUUCCUUGGAAGAUAUUCUGCAGCAACCAAAUCUUAAGCUGGACUACGAUGCCUUCCAAGCUCACGAUGCUGACUGGCAGCGCUUCGCCUGCGAAGUUGAGGGAGUUCGUGCCUGGGAAGAACAGGAGCCUGACGCGGCUCUGUCGAAGCGGUCUAGGUUCGCGUUCAUCAAUCAUUCGGUCCCAGCCGCCCUAUACAUGGGGUCGGUCCUUCCCCUGGCGGUCGAGUUUAGCAGUAUGGUACAGUUCGAUGGGGAUGGGAAUGAGGUCGAGGUUAUCUAUCCGCCUGUUGAAUCAUGGGCAGCAUUUGUGAGCGCCCUCCAAGCAUCUCCCAAUGCUGCUUCUCAAAUUGCUGCGGUAAACGAGGCAGAUCUACAAUUGAUGCCACCACCCUCCCCAGGACUUGGACCUCGACAACCAAACAGACCACUGAAGCGCAGGAUGUCCGAAGAUGACAAUGGCUUCAGCACUCUGCCUUCGCCUAAACGCCGCAGAAGGAUGGUACGGGCUGCGGACUUGGCACCCUCGAGGCAUAGGGAAAUCUCAGCCUUUAACAGUACAAGCCGAAGACUCCCUAGAAACGCCAAGUGGCUGCAGACUAUGCCAGAGGAGGUGAUCUACCGAAUUGCCGUUGCUGUCAUUGUGGUUCGGACGCUAGCAGGGGGCAUGUCAAGUUUUAUCAACUGGCAGAUUGUCAUGACGCUAUUCCCCGAUCAAAAGGAAGAAGUUAUCAAAGCCCGCUGGAAUACACUAUCGACCAGAUAUGGUGCUGAUAUACAAAUCCUCACAUCGGAUCUGCAGUCGAAGUACUUGCAAGCUCUACAAGUGGGCGAGGUAGCGUCGAUCGCCUUUGAUAACCUCGAAGCCACGGACUGGCGCGCCAUCGUUGAGUGGGCCUUGAAGAACCUCGACCAUUUCCACUUGAAACGGAUCGCAUACCUUCCAGCCAAGCGAGAUGAGUUGCUGAAUACCUAUACCCUGGAAUUCACCCAACUCAAAUCUUUCCACGAUAUCUCUUGGAAUAACGGCACAGCGAGUGCCAAAGAAGAAGUCGCAAGGUCGACAAUUUUCGGCACAUUUGCCAAUUCUACAAUACAACACGCCGUUCUUCGCUAUCAUCACGGGUUCGAACUCGAGAUGGCUAAUCCAGCCCUUCGGAUAGCCAAGUCAUGGGCCCUCGCGACCAUUUUCACCCCGCAAUCGGUUUUCAAUCCGGAUUUAGCGCAGAAGAAGCUCUCCACCCUUGCCCCAAAUCCGGGAGAAUGCGAUGCGCUCCUUACACGUGCGUUAAAGUUGCUCCAGGAUGAGAAGGUCAUUCAACGUAAACUCAAUGAUCACUCAUCGGAGCAAGCAUUGCGUGUGCGCACUUGGGAAGCUCACCGGAAGUUCUUUGAGCGAUUUGAGGAGCGCGGCAUGCUCACCCCGAACGUGCUGCGUUGUGCUGUUACAUACAAAUCGAAAGUUCUGGACCGCGAGUUUGCGAGGCGAAACACUGUCAAGAUUGAGAAAGAAGAGCUGGUCCUAGACGGUGAGAUGAUGGCAGUUUUAAAUUUGAUGGCAUCGGGACGAGUCAGACUCCGACCGGGUGCGGACGUGCCAAAGACUCGCUAUGGCUUGGACCAUGAACGCAUAGGGUACCGGACCAAAAAUUUGGACAAGAAGUUGUUGGGCUUCAGCGUCGAGCUCACACCGACAAAGGAUUACUUUUUUGGAGAUCCCUGGUCAGGCGCUUUAGGAGUACGCCAGCUCCCCAUUCCGCGUGGGCAGGCAGAUGAGCCGAUGGGUUUCAUCCCAAUGUGGGUUGACAUUCAUGGAAAUGUGCAAAUGACACUAUGGCGCAUCUUUCUUGUCGGCGUGAUCGGGCUCGUCUCACAAACGCCGGGUGUAUCUGCUUCGCAGAUUUCGAGGUCUUUUGGAUUUGUGCUUGAUGAAGUCGAAGUGGAACUCAUUUUGCAGUGGUGUGUACAGUCUGGAUUUGCAAAGGUUGAUAACAGGUCGAAGGGAUACGAGACGUUGGAGUGGUGGUGGCUUUGUGUUCACGAAGCUGAGGAAUAA
Fonsecaea erecta is the source of this 6183-nucleotide messenger RNA. RefSeq lists its product as hypothetical. Gene Ontology annotation, cellular component: transcription factor TFIIIC complex. Gene Ontology annotation, biological process: transcription initiation at RNA polymerase III promoter; 5S class rRNA transcription by RNA polymerase III. Gene Ontology annotation, molecular function: DNA binding. The record is from RefSeq and is a predicted model, not a curated record. NCBI's taxonomy places the organism in Eukaryota, Fungi, Ascomycota, Eurotiomycetes, Chaetothyriales, Herpotrichiellaceae. The transcript is spliced from 3 exons. Bases 1 to 6183 code for a protein of 2060 amino acids.